GCACUGAUUCCAUUGGGAUACAUAGACUCUCGGCUACUGAGCGAACGUGGGCUGAGUAAGGAGUUUGGACUUACGGAGUGGACCAUAAGCAAACGAAAUGGCUUGGAUUUUAUUAGAACUCAUCUUCAUCGCGCCAGUGCUUAAGUUGGGUCUUUGUGUUACCGGAUCCAGGGUUUACCCUGCCAGCGAAGUGACAUUGCUGGAUUCAAGGUCUGUUCAAGGAGAACUCGGCUGGGUAGCAAGUCCAGCAGAAAGUGGGUGGGAGGAAGUGAGUAUUAUGGAUGAGAAGAACACUCCAAUACGCACAUACCAGGUCUGCAAUGUGAUGGAGCCGAGUCAGAACAACUGGUUGCGGACAGACUGGAUCCCCAGUGGUGGAGCCCACCGUAUCUACAUAGAAAUCAAAUUCACCCUCCGGGACUGCAACAGCCUGCCAGGUAUGACAGGCACUUGCAAAGAGACCUUUAACUUAUAUUACUAUGAAUCAAACAAUGAUAAGGAGCGCUAUAUCCGUGAGAGCCAGUUCACCAAGAUCGACACAAUAGCAGCUGAUGAGAGCUUCACUCAGGUUGACAUUGGUGAUCGCAUCAUGAAACUUAAUACUGAGAUCAGGGAUGUUGGGCCCUUGACUCGAAAAGGGUUUUACCUUGCCUUCCAGGAUGUAGGGGCAUGCAUUGCCCUAGUGUCAGUGCGUGUAUUUUUUAAAAAGUGUCCUCUGACUGUUCGCAACCUUGCCCAGUUUCCAGAUACCAUAACUGGUGCUGACACCUCCUCCCUUGUGGAGGUUCAGGGCUCCUGUGUGAAUAAUUCGGAGGAGAAGGAUGUUCCUAAGAUGUACUGUGGAGCGGAUGGAGAGUGGCUGGUGCCCAUUGGUAACUGCCUAUGUAAUGCUGGGUUUGAAGAAAAGAAUGCAGAGUGUGAAGCCUGUAAAAUUGGAUAUUACAAGGCCCUGUCUACAGAUGCCACCUGCUCUAACUGCCCACUGAACAGUUAUUCCACUCAGGAGGGAUCUACAUUCUGUACCUGUGACAGGGGUUAUUUCCGAGCAGAAAAUGACCCUGCUUCUAUGCCUUGUACACAGCCUCCCACUGCACCUCAGAACCUCAUCUCCAAUGUAAAUGAGACUUCUGUGAACCUGGACUGGAGACCUCCAAAGAGAAAUGGUGGGCGAGAUGAUAUCUCCUACAAUGUGGUAUGCAAAAAGUGUGGUACAGAUCUCAGCCGCUGUCGUCCUUGUGGAAGUGGGGUACAUUUCAUCCCUCAGCAGACUGGCCUAAAGAACCCCCGAGUAUCCAUUACAGAUCUUCAGGCUCACACUAAUUAUACUUUUGAGGUCUGGGCCAUAAAUGGGGUAUCCAAACAGAACCCCAGCCCCCUGCAGGCAGUUUCUGUCACUGUGACAACAAAUCAAGCAGCACCCUCUGCAGUGAAUGUGAUUCAGGCUAAAGAAAGAACCAGGCACAGCAUUUCACUGACUUGGCCUCAGCCUGAGAGAACUAACGGAGUCAUACUAGAAUAUGAAGUCAAGUAUUAUGAAAAGGAUCAGAAUGAUCGCAGUUAUCGGAUUGUCAAAACAGCUACAAGAAAUGCGGAGAUUACUGGCUUAAACCCCCUAACUGUUUAUGUGUUUCAUGUUCGUGCUAGAACAGCUGCUGGUUAUGGCGAAUUUAGUGGGCCCUUUGAGUUCAUGACUAAUACAGUGCCCUCUGCAAUCAUUGGCGAAGGAGCGAAUCCUACGGUGUUGUUGGUAUCAGUGGCUGGCAGUGUUGUACUUCUGAUCAUUCUGAUAGCUGCAUUUGUCAUCAGCAGGAGGAGGAGUAAAUACAGCAAGGCUAAACAAGAUGCAGAUGAGGAGAAACACUUACAUCAAGGUGUGAGAACAUAUGUAGAUCCCUUCACUUAUGAAGACCCAAAUCAAGCCGUUCGAGAAUUUGCAAAAGAAAUUGAUGCUUCCUGUAUUAAAAUAGAAAAAGUAAUCGGAGUAGGUGAAUUUGGAGAAGUAUGCAGUGGGCGACUGAAAAUGCCAGGGAAGCGAGAAAUAUGUGUGGCGAUCAAAACCCUGAAAGCUGGAUAUACUGACAAACAAAGGAGAGACUUCCUGAGUGAAGCAAGCAUCAUGGGACAGUUUGACCAUCCAAAUAUAAUCCAUUUGGAAGGUGUUGUCACAAAAUGUAAACCAGUUAUGAUCAUAACAGAGUACAUGGAAAAUGGUUCCUUGGAUGCAUUCCUCAGGAAAAAUGAUGGCAGAUUUACAGUAAUUCAGUUAGUUGGAAUGCUUCGAGGAAUUGCUUCUGGAAUGAAGUACUUGUCUGACAUGAGUUAUGUUCAUCGGGAUCUUGCUGCCCGAAACAUCCUUGUCAACAGCAACCUUGUGUGCAAGGUGUCAGAUUUUGGCAUGUCCAGAGUAUUGGAAGAUGAUCCAGAGGCUGCCUAUACCACCAGGGGGGGUAAAAUUCCCAUCAGAUGGACAGCUCCAGAAGCAAUUGCUUACCGGAAAUUUACCUCUGCCAGUGAUGUAUGGAGCUAUGGAAUUGUUAUGUGGGAAGUGAUGUCCUAUGGCGAACGACCUUACUGGGAUAUGUCAAAUCAAGAUGUAAUUAAGGCCAUUGAAGAAGGCUAUCGCUUGCCCUCACCUAUGGACUGCCCCUUGCCUCUUCAUCAGCUGAUGCUUGAUUGCUGGCAGAAGGAACGCAGUGACAGGCCUAAGUUUGGACAGAUUGUUAACAUGCUGGAUAAACUCAUCCGUAAUCCCAACAGUUUGAAGAGAAUCGGCCAUGAGAGUUCCAGGCACAAUACAGCUUUGAUGGACCCCAGCUCCCCUGAAUGUUCUACAGUGUCUUCUGUUGGAGACUGGCUCCAGGUUAUCAAAAUGGAAAGAUAUAAGGAUAACUUCACCGCUGCUGGUUACACCAUGUUGGAGGCUGUCUUGCACAUGACCCAAGAUGAUUUAACAAGAAUUGGAGUAACAGCUGCUUCACAUCAGAACACUAUUCUGAAUAGUGUCCAGGGAAUGUUGUCCCAAAUGCAACAGAUGCAAGGCAGGAUGGUUCCUGUCUGAAACAAAACUGAAAAAAACAAACUCUUAAAACUUAGUUUACCUCAUCCAUGCACUUUAAUUGAAGAACUGCACUUUUUUUUACUUCAUCCUUGCCCUUUGAUAUAAACAUGUGUUGUCUGCAGUGCUGCUUGGCCUACUAACUGGUAAGCCUUAGGGCUCAUUGUCACCAUAACCCAGGAGGAAAGUGGAUCUAAUAAAACUUAAAAAUGACCUGCCUUGAAAUAGAUCUGUAAUUCCUAAAAGUGAAAACAAAUGUAUACAGAUCUAUCUAUCCUCUUAGUGCUGACAGACACUGUGCUCACAAAGACUUCUUUGAAAAGGAGUCAAUGAAAAUAUUGUUUAUUUGUGAGAUAAACCAUGGAGGUGCAGCUGGAACAAGGCAUCUCCCCAAGACAUUCCAGUUGAGUUACUCCCUGCAUGCAGUGCAAUGCAACUUUGACAAAGGAGCCAUUAUGAGACUGUCAUAGGCUUAUGAGAACUUUUAAUUGCUGAGUUUGCCUCUCCUUUGAGAUUGAACAGACUGCCUUGUGGAUUACUGUUUACAGGAUUUGAGAGUGGAACACAUGCCUGUGUAUUAAAGACAUCUGGUAACUUCUACAGACCGCAUUGAAAGAACUCCGUCUCUCUCAUUCUAGCAUGGAAUUUCCAGACAAAAUAAUCAGAAAAAAGAAGUAGAAAUGGCUGGGAAACAUUGACUGAUAAACUCUGAAAAAAAAUCUUUUUCAUAUUGAAAGUGGAGAAGUCACAAUUUUGUAUUUAGAUGAAAGGACUCUUUGUCAACCAGUUUUGUCACUACAGAUGAAGGAAAACAGAAGAAUUUCUAAACUAUGGUUCAUUCUGCCAGUUAAAAUGUGGUUUGGAAUAAAGCAACAGUAUCGGCAGCAUAUUCCUUGAAGAACUUCUACAGAGAUUCAUUCCAAAAGAAUCAUGCAAUACUGGACUUUAACGCAUUCACAAGAAUGUUGUGCUGAAUAACAGAGUUAGCCUACACAUUGUGUUCUCAUACUUUAAUUCUGUGUACAACGUGUGUGUGUGUGUGUGUGUGUUUGUGUGUGUGUGUGUGUGUGUGUGUGUGUGCGUGUUUAACCAAUGGGAGGUCUGCAUAAUUUCUAAAAUUAUAUCCGCUCCAUUAUGAAGGAACAGUUGUUUGAAUGUUUCACUUUAUAUAUACUGGAUACUAAACUGUUUUGUAAACAGUGAAACUGUGUUAUUGAUGAUGUAUGUACAUGAUGAGUUGAAACACGCAGAGUUUUUAAAGAAACAAUAUAAUGCGAUGAGCCAGUGGAAAAUGCAAAGACGUUUGAGAAUGGCAGAGACUGAGUUCCCUGAAAAAAAAAAAAAAAAAACAUGUAUGCCAGCUACUAAAGGUAGAAAAUCAGAUGUUGCAUUUCAUGAAAAAGCACUGAAGGAUUAGAUAUUGUGACGUCUAUGUUUAUGAAAACCACAAACAUCCCAUUAAGGUUAUUGGCCACUCCCUUUUUACACAAAAAAAAGACACUGUUACUCAGCAAAUCCAGAUAUGAUCCCAUCUGUUUAAUUAUGGAUGAAGUCACACAGGAUUACUUCUGAAAGGCAGAUCCUGGAAGUCAGUUGCUAGUAUAUGUAUAAUGUCUUUGUCUUGGAUCCAUUUUAUGGACUUCUGCUAUAGUAGAUGUAAGAUGGAUCUGGUAACAGCAAUCUGUAGUAUAACUGUAUACACACAAUUCUCUGUUAAACACAAUGUCAGAGCAACUUUUUCAUUUUCAUUGCCAGAAGUGAGUAAGUUUUAAAUUCUUGUCCAGCUACAGAAAAUGAAGAGUACAUCUAUUUUUUGUAUCACUACAACUAUUGUAAUGGAAUAUGCAAGGACUGUGGAUAAAAUUUAGAAUGUAUGAGGCAUAUUAUAAUUUAGUUUAUAUUGGAAACUCUUAGAAUAUGUUGGCUCAUACAUACAUUUGGAAGACCUUUGCUUUUGACAUUUAGAUCAUUUUGUUCUUUCAGUUUUUUUUUGGCUUCUCGGUUUCUAGGUACACAUAACUUAUGACAUUUAUUUAUGGUCUUUUAUACCUAGUUUGUACAAAUUGUAAAAUAGUGAACUGAAUGCAGCUGAGCAUUCAAAAUAAAAGUAGCUGCUGUAUAGA
Messenger RNA from Protopterus annectens (West African lungfish), 5178 nucleotides. RefSeq names its product EPH receptor A4 (gene EPHA4). Gene Ontology annotation, cellular component: neuron projection; plasma membrane. Lineage: Eukaryota; Metazoa; Chordata; Ceratodontiformes; Protopteridae. The coding region runs from base 98 to 3058 and encodes 986 amino acids. The record is from RefSeq and is a predicted model, not a curated record. Gene Ontology annotation, biological process: cell surface receptor protein tyrosine kinase signaling pathway; protein phosphorylation; axon guidance. Gene Ontology annotation, molecular function: transmembrane-ephrin receptor activity; protein binding; ATP binding. The transcript has 18 exons.